This is a messenger RNA of Fonsecaea multimorphosa CBS 102226, 918 nucleotides long. RefSeq lists its product as uncharacterized. The coding region runs from base 1 to 918 and encodes 305 amino acids. The record is from RefSeq and is a predicted model, not a curated record. Lineage: Eukaryota; Fungi; Ascomycota; Eurotiomycetes; Chaetothyriales; Herpotrichiellaceae. Gene Ontology annotation, molecular function: phosphoprotein phosphatase activity. The transcript has a single exon.
AUGGCAGACUCAGGUACCAACAUGGAUUCUUCCACUGCACAUCAGUUUGACAAUCUGCUCAAUUUUCGCGAUGUGGGAGCUCACAUUAACACCAUCCUUGGUGCCCAAGCUCUCCGACCGGGUCUCCUUUUCAGGAGUGCUCGACCAGACAACGCCAGUGUGUCCGACCGCGACGUCCUGGUUCACAAGUACAAGAUCAAGACGAUCAUUGACCUUCGCUCCAAAACAGAACACAUCAAUGCAGCAAAGAAACGGUCUGAAGCUGCUGUGGCGGCACAACCAGCGGUGAUGCCUUCGUCUAACGAGAGCGUUGCUGAACCGGUCCAAAUACCUGGCAUUCGUUAUGCGCUCAUCAAUCUCAAUGGUAAGGGCUUCGAACGGCAUCUCAUCUGGCAGUUGAAGUACACCAGUCUCGCCAAAUUGGUGUUCUUGAUGGCUCUGGGCUACCGCACGCAAGGCAUAUCGGUGCUGGGAAAAGAAUUGAUGCUACCAAAGGGGCUCGUCGGCCUGGGAAUUGACACCCUCGACCACAGCCAGCCUGAGAUUAAGCAAGUCUUUGACAUUCUCGCCGAUGAGUCAGCAUGGCCUGUCAUGGUCAAUUGCACUCAAGGCAAAGACAGAACCGGGAUGAUAAUACUGCUGGUGCUGCUGUUGUGCGAGAUUGAUUUGGAUGCUGUCAGCCAAGAUUAUGUAAAGUCUGAACCGGAACUCGAGCCAGAGAAAGUGGAAAGGAUGAAAGAGAUUGAAAGUAUUGGUCUGGAUGAGUCGUUUGCCAAAUGUCCGCCAGAUUUUUGCGAGAAGGUUGUCCAGCACCUUGAUACCACUUAUGGCGGCCUGUCCACCUACCUGGCCCGAAUCGGCGUUUAUCCCGAGCAAUCCGAGCGUGUCCGAAGCGUUCUCAGAGUCGGCUCACCGUAA